Iphiclides podalirius (scarce swallowtail) is the source of this 2007-nucleotide messenger RNA. The record is from the annotation of a GenBank genome assembly. NCBI's taxonomy places the organism in Eukaryota, Metazoa, Arthropoda, Insecta, Lepidoptera, Papilionidae.
AUGAAGUUAGAUCCCCAGAAAGGUUCUUGGUAUAUCGGCGCUCAUCAGUCAUCUCCGGGCUACUGGGCUAAUGAAGGUGAUGGAUCGCAACUUACCGGUCUGGAAAAUGCUUUCUUUGACGAUCGUAAGUCGGCUUUAACAAGCUAUAACCUGUGCAAUCCAGAGGCAGCACCCAAACCAACAUUCACUUGGAAAAAGGACAAUAUUGUUAUAGGUGCUGGUGGCAAGAGGUUUAUAACUGAGACUGGAAAUUUAAUAAUAAGGCAGCUAUCAAGAGAUGAUGAAGGAGUUUACACCUGUGUAGCUAAAAACCAAUAUGGAUCUGAUGAAAGCAGGGGACGGCUCAUAGUAUUAAGAACACCGCGAUUUCUAGAGCGUCUUCCUCCCCGAAUAACCACUCAAGUUGGUGAGGUUGUCUUCUUGCAUUGCAAUGCUGAAGUAGACCCAAUCUUGGAUACUGCAUAUCUUUGGAAUCACAACGGUAUGCGACUAAAGGACGAGUCAGACAUGUACGCCGAUAAGAGAAUCAAAAUAGACGGCGGGGAGCUGACGAUUUUUGACGUGAGCCUGUCAGAUGUAGGCGAUUACGAAUGUAUCGUGAAAUCUGCGAUUGGUCGGAUCUCCUCUCGCACCCAAUUGAGAAUAGAAGGCCCACCCGGCGCCCCCGGCGGCUUACAGAUAAUGAAUAUAGGCCGCUCAUCUGUUACUCUCGAAUGGACGGAUAGCAACUCCAACGGUCGACCUAUAACUUCGUACGUGGUCACCGGUAGAACCCAGUGGAACACCUCGUGGAGCGUUGUCAGUGAUAGCGUGGUGAACGUAAUGGAGAUAGACCGAUACAACGGUCGGAAACGAGCAAUAAUCAAUACAGCGCUCAUGCCUGGAUCUGUGUACGAGUUUAGGGUUCAAGCAGUCAACGCAUUGGGCGUUGGCAAAGCGUCCGCACCCAGUCCGCAGUUCUCGACGCUGCCCGAUAAGCCUUACCAAGCACCUGCCAACGUCGGCGGAGGCGGCGGAAAGAUCGGCGAUCUCACGAUAACUUGGACACCGCUGCCGCCGCCCCUGCAGAACGGACCCGGUAUACACUACAAGAUAUUUUGGCGUCGCAACGGCACCGAAGUCGAAUUCCAGUCCCUUUUGCUCAAAGAGUACGGAAAUGUCGGCAUGCACGUCGUUCAUGUAUCGCUAAGUUACUUCUAUACCCCUUACAAUGUAAAGGUUCAGGCAUUCAACAGUUUGGGAGCGGGCCCAGAGAGCGAUAUUGUAACAAUAUACUCCGCAGAAGAUAUGCCUCAAGUCGCUCCACAACAAGUUUUCGCUCGUUCUUUCAACUCGACGGCGCUCAAUGUCACUUGGAAUCCUAUCGACCAGUCACGCGACCGUCUGCGAGGCAAGCUUAUUGGCCACCGGUUAAAAUAUUGGAAGCAAGCGAACAAAGAAGAGGAAUGCAUAUACUAUUUGUCGAGAACCACCCGGAAUUGGGCUCUUAUCGUCGGAUUGCAACCUGAUACCUACUAUUUCGUAAAAGUAAUGGCGUUCAACUCGGCGGGUGAAGGGCCGGAGAGUGAGCGAUAUUUGGAGCGAACAUUCCGCCAAGCACCCCAGAAGCCACCGGCAUCGGUCAACGUAUGGGCCGUGAAUCCCAGCACAGUUCGUGUCGUUUGGCGAUAUGUUCAGCCCACAGACGAGGAGGAACCUCUUAUUGGAUAUAAGGUGAGAGUUUGGGAAAUAGAUCAAGACAUGAGCACUGCCAAUGAUACAAUGGUACAAGUGGAACAUAAAUUGGAAGCCUAUGUGACCAACCUGAUUCCGGGCAAGUCAUACAAUCUUCGAGUGCUGGCAUAUUCCAAUGGGGGGGAUGGUCGGAUGUCCUCACCUCCAAUCACAUUCCAGAUGGGUGACUACCAUAGUGAUGCAUAUGGAUAUUAUCUCAUCGAGCAGCACGAUUACGUUUCGAAAGAGAACAUGUUCUCUUCUCAGAUGAAAGCAGAGUGGGUGUCCGUGCGA